This is a messenger RNA of Musa acuminata AAA Group (dessert banana), 3103 nucleotides long. RefSeq lists its product as uncharacterized. The transcript has 4 exons. NCBI's taxonomy places the organism in Eukaryota, Viridiplantae, Streptophyta, Magnoliopsida, Zingiberales, Musaceae. Bases 2426 to 2728 code for a protein of 100 amino acids. The record is from RefSeq and is a predicted model, not a curated record.
CAAGUAGUUUAUAAUUUAUUUAAGAAUAUUAGAGGAUAAGAACAAUGAUCAUAAUGAUGAUGAUAAUAAUAAGGAUGAUGACAAUAAUAUCAAUAAUAAGGGUUAGGAUGACAACUUAUGCUCCUUAAUGUACAUCGGUAUUUAGAAAUGAGAGUAUACUGUAAUGGCUUCAACAAUAACAAUCAGAUUAUCGACUAUAGAUUAUCUCUUAUAAUUAGUUAUUUUAUUAUUUAGUUCUUACAUUUUAAAAAAUUAUAUUGGAAUCAAGAUUCUUAUAUGGGAUUAAAAAAAAUAAUUUUAUAGUAUUAAAAUUUAAAAAAUAAAAAAUAUUAAAAUAAUAAACUUAAAUAUAAUUAAUAUAAAAAUUAAGAUAUUAAAAAUAAUUAAUUACAGAAAUAUAUGUAAUUAGCCAUAAACCCACAAUCUAACGUCCCUCUACAGCAAGGGAGAACCCCUCUCUUUGCCAGCACGUACACUUUGGUUCUUAUCGGUCGGAAGAGUAACUUGUGUAAUAAUGAAACGUAUCCCUCUCCUCUUUCUGGAGAGACGCUCUGCAUCCCUCUCCUUCUGGCGUAGGGGGAAACCCUUCGUCUUCCUCCCCUAAACCGUCCUCCCUAUAGUUCACGUGCCCCCUGUCUUCCACGUCGUUUCCUUCGUCUUCGUCUUCAAUGCUGCCGCCCUCCUCUUCGAGUCCUUCUCCUUCCACAAGACCAACUUUUCCCUUGAAACCCACUUCCAGUUUGAAAGUGCCCUCUUCUGUGAACUAACUCUGCGUUGAAAGCCCCGCAAGCUCGGAAUGCAUCACUGGAGAAGGCCCCGGUUUCUGAGGCGAGAGCACCUCUUCGAAGCCUUCGGCUCCUCAGGUGGAUGAUGCUGCCGAAUGGUAACGAGGUAGGCGAUCAUGCGUGGUCGGUGGUUCCGGGUCCGUCGUCUCCAAUGAAAGAGCAUGAUGGCUCUAAAGGAGGGCCUCAAGAUUCCCGUGCCACUUCUUCUGGCCCACGGAUCAUGUCUUGGGUGGAUCUGUUUGCCGGCCGAGAAAGGGAAGAGUUUCCUUGUUCUUGUUUUAUAUCGGAUUAAACAAUCCUCUGAUGUUGCUGCUGCUUUUGAUUUAGAGAGUAUUACUGAAUGGCGUAAGCCAUGGAUUUAUAGCCUAGUUGGUAAAUUUCUUGCUCGAUCGCCUCCUCUUCCGGUUUUGAAGGAUUUUUUCGGAGAUCGAUCGUGGACUGUUUCUGCUCCUUCGUUGAUCUUAGACAUGCCUAAUGAAUUUUUUUUUCCUAUUUCGGUUUCAUUCCGAGGUGGAUGUUCCUAGAGUUAUUACCGCCGGACCUUGGUCCUUCCGGGGACAGUUUCUCCAUGUUUUCCCUUGGCGUCCGGAUUUCAAUCCCAUGACAGAAAUGCCGAGAUCUUCCCCAGUAUGGAUUCAACUUCCCGACUUACCCCUUGAAUAUUGGAAUCGCGAAUGUUUGUCCGGCAUUACGAAGGCUUUGGGUCGCCCAAUUAAAAUCGAUGAUCGGUCUUUGAAAUUGGAACGUGGUCACUCUGUUAGAAUCUGUGUGGAGAUCGAUCUUUCUUCUCCCCUCCAUCAACGAGUGUGGAUCGGUGCUGCCCAGACCGGGUAUUUCGAGGUUGCUCGUAUAAUAACUUGCCUUUCUCUACUUUCGUUGUGGUUGUGUUGGCCACAAGCUGUCGGAUUGCUCUACUAGGCUGGUUGAGAGGCAGAGUGCUGGUGUCCAGAGGUUGGAUGCCCUUGGAAACGAGGGAACCCUUCUGGUGCCCACUUUGGCAUCAUCCACUAGUGGGAAUAUUCGGCCGACGGUGGAGGGUGAAGUUUAUGUACCUUGGAUUAGGGUCCAGCGGCGUGGUUCCAGGAAGAGAUUUGUGCCGGCGCUGGGAAGGGGAUUGGCAGUGGCGGCGGAGGCUGUUCCUUCUUCCACACGUGAGGCGCACGUGGUGUAAUGGUCUUCUGGGGAACCUGGAUGUUAUUACUGUGCAGGGGGCUCGAGGACAAAUGAUGUUUUUUUACUCAGGUGGAGCGAUUGGGGGAACCCAAGGCAGAUGGGGUUUCACCCGGAUCCAGCUGGCUCGUUGGAACAGAUGCCGAGUCAACUGGAGGCCACGAGGCUGUCAACUGGAGUCUGCUUCAGCUUACGUGCUCCAGUGGUACCCAAACCCGUGGAGAUGCCGUUGCUGAGUCAAGCCCAGCCUGGUGCGAAGCGUCAGGUGCUGAUGGGGAGCCCGAGGCAGGCUGUUGUGACCGCCUGUGUUGGCUCGUCUAGCAUCGUGGUGCCUCGGCAUCGUCAUUGGAUUUGAUGAUCUCACUCCUCCACCGCCGACGGUUGAGGUGGAGGGUGUAUAUUCUAUCCCUUCUGCUCCUGUGCAGGGGAAGAGGGGGAGUAAGGAGGUGGCCAAGGCCAAUGUCAGCACAAUGAUCUCACUGCUAAAGCCCAAGAGAGGACAGGGUUGCGGCUCCAAGGCCUCUCAUGGGGAAACCCAUUCGGACGAGACAGUGAUUAGGAGGGUUGCAAGGAGACUGGGUCGUUCUUGGUGCUUUACCGAGUUUCCGUCGGCGGGAGCCUCUGGUGGCAUCGCGCUGCUAUGGAACGCAUCAUUUGUCAAGACCCAGGUGAAUGGAUUGUUGAGGGAUUAUUACAGUUGGGGGGGUGAGCUGGGGCUUACGGGUGGUCGUCGUUACUGCUCCUGGGUUAUAUUGGAUCUGAAGGGCGCAUAAUUAGAUUUUGGAGAAGGGGAGGUGCUGCACUGUGAAGCCAUAACAGUUUUGAUGUUCUCUCGGAGGGAUUCCAACAAGUACACAUGGAAUCAGAUUCACAAAUACUCAUCAAUGUCUUGUUGCACAACUAUUCUGUCUCGUGUCCAUUAGACAUGUUCUUCUUCAUAUUGUAGCACUGUUGAACUGUUUUGACGUGUAUAAUCUAUUGAGGUCCAUUAGAAAUGUCUUGUUGAACUGUUGGGGAAAACGAGAUUGUCAAUUGAUUGAUCAGGUAAGUUAGAGAGUCUCAGUCAUUCCAAUGCUAGGAGUGUUAAUCUUCUGAUAUAGUUAAUUAAGUUCAGCUACUUCAAAAGAAAAAUGGUAUGAAAAUGUCGG